This is a messenger RNA of Hepatospora eriocheir, 561 nucleotides long. NCBI's taxonomy places the organism in Eukaryota, Fungi, Microsporidia, Hepatosporidae. The record is from the annotation of a GenBank genome assembly.
AUGUUUUUGUUUGACUUUAUGUUAAAAUUUAUGAUUACAAUUAUUGUGAAUAUCGUUCGUUGUAUAAAGUUCCAGGAAAUUAACACUGGUAUGUUUAUUGCACUUGAUAACAGUAAAGAACCUAAACUUAUUCUUAAAAAUAAACUAAAUGAGGGGGCAAAUUUCAUUAUUAAAAGCGGGUUGGAAAACAAUAGUGAAUAUGUCAAUCUCACAUUUGGUAAAAAUACAACUACUUAUAAAAAUUCUGAUGGAACUUUUGUUAAAAAUUCUGAAAAAAAUUCAAGAAAUCAGUAUUUUCAAAUUGAAAUUCUUAAAGACAACAUUGUUAAAAUUAGAUAUUUAAAUUAUUGUUUUGGUGUUAAAAAGGAAGAUUCUAAUAUUCUUACUAGGGUUGAAUGUAAUGAAAAACAGGCUAAGGUUUUUAGGAUGUUAGAUCAGCAGGGUAAGCCAUUACAAUUAACUCAAAGUAGUAAAGUGAUAGUCGGAAAUUCUUCUAAUAAAACCGUCUUUGUAAAAAAUUCUGGAAAUACUUUAGAAGAUGACUAUUUCCAUUUACAGUAA